UUGCUUCAGCGACGGCGGCUUGACGGGAAGGUGGUUUUGGUCCGAAGCUUUUUAGAUCCGACGGCGAGGCACAACCCCGCAUCUCCCCCGCCGGCGACCAUCAGGGCCGGCGCCCACCGCCUCCCGUUCCCAUUCCGCCCUCGAUCCUCGCCGCCGCCCGCGCCUCUAUGACCGCCCCCGGUUCGCCGGUUUCUCCCGGUGCAAGCAAGAUGAGCAGCGUCCCGUGGAAGCGGCUGGAGCUCGCCGCGCUGUGCGCCUACGCGGUGGUGUUCUACAGCGCCAUGAUCCAGAGGUCGCUUCGCCUCGCACGCGAUUACACCGGGAAACUCUACGGCCUGAGAGCUGGAUCAAUCCCCGGCCGUCUGAACGACUCGUCUGAUGGGCAAUGGAGAAACUUCCGUGGGAACUUGCCUGUUCUCACCGUUGUCAUGGCUGCAUUUCUGAUUGUUGCGAAUGGGCUGCGAUACGGCUGUGGCUUGAAGGGCAGAGGGGCCUCGUUGGUCUGGCUUAUAUUGUCCCUGAUCUAUCUAUGCUACCUACAUGGUGCUUGUGUUGGUUUCAUUCUUGUAAUAGCAGGGAUUAAUUAUGCCAUAGUCAAGUUAUUUGCUCGAUAUAAGUACUGCACUGGCAUCAUAUGGAGCUUCAACUUAGCUAUGCUUACACUUAACCGGGUCUAUGAAGGGUAUUCAUUCUCAUUGUUCGGGCAACAACUGGCUUUUCUUGAUAACUAUCGGGGUACAUUUCGAUGGCACAUAUGCUUCAAUUUUGUUGUAUUACGGAUGAUUAGCUUUGGAUGUGAUUACUGCUGGACACUUAGUUCGUCUCACUUUGAUCACAAGAAACACAUGCAGAAAUGUGAAGUUUGUUAUUCUGGCAAGACAUGCUACUUUGCUUUGCAGGAGAAAGGACUCAGCAUUGACAAAUACACAUUCCUAACAUAUUUAUGCUACUUAACAUAUGCUCCACUCUAUAUUGCUGGACCUGUUGUAAGCUACAACGCAUUUGCAGCUCAGUUAGAUGUACCUCAGAAAAACUAUUCAGUUGGGCAGAUAUGUUGUUAUGGAGUAAGGUGGAUCCUAAAUUUCCUUCUAAUUGAAGUCAUGACACACUUUUUCCACUACAACGCGUUUGUAGUCAGCCGAUUAUGGCGGCAGUUGACACCGUUUGAGAUCUUCAUCAUUAGUUAUGGGGUGUUGAUCUUUAUGUGGUUAAAAUUCUUCCUUAUUUGGCGCUACUUCAGGUUCUGGUCACUGGUAGGAGGAGUUGAGACACCUGAAAACAUGCCUAGGUGCAUAAAUAAUUGUCCUGACCUGGAGAGUUUCUGGAAAAGUUGGCAUGCUUCCUUUAACAAAUGGCUGGUCAGGUACGUUUACAUACCUCUUGGUGGGUCUCGAAGAAAACUACUUAGUAUCUGGGUUGUAUUCACAUUCGUAGCAGCCUGGCAUGACCUGGAAUGGAAACUUAUUUCAUGGGCAUGGUUAACAUGCUUAUGUUUUGUCCCUGAAAUAGUGAUCAAGUCUUUUUCCAACUUCCAGGCAAAAAGUACCCUUGGGCGGUUCAUUCGUCGUGAAUUAUGUGCAAUUGCUGGUGCUGUGACAGUCAGCUCCCUUAUGGUGGCAAACCUUGUUGGCUACGUUGUAGGGCCGUCAGGCAUUAAGGUUCUGAUGUCGCGGAUGCUCCACAAGGAUGCUCUUCCUGGCCUUGGCAUCAUAUUCGCUACUUUCUAUGUGGCCGUCAAGCUUAUCUUUCAUGUACGGGACGCUAGAAAGACUUAACGGGUGACAAGAACAACUAUGCGGGUUUGUCUGUGAACUCGGUGACGUUGCAGGCAUCGUGAUAACAUAACAGGCUUCCACCACUGCUUUGUUGGCUUUGUUUGACACAAGCAAAAAAGCUCAUGUAGGCAUUGACCCUGGGAUUCCUUCGCUGUAGGUUGGGGCCUAUUAGGCCUGCUGGUGUUCUAUCCCUGCGUAUGAUCUUUUGAAUUUGGUUGGCCUGGGGUGACAUCACGGAACGUAUGCUUGUAACGACGAUUCCCGUUUUGUUGCUUCAAUGCCUGCGACCGGCAACUCGUCGUUUUUCGCUACUGUUUAUAUUCGCGCUAAUUCAGCGGAGUUACUUGGCUGAACUGAAACGGUGGGGUUAUUCUACUGUAUUCGACUGUUGGACUGAUGAACUCAACCCUUUUGGGAAAUAGUAGUAAUCUCCGUAGUGCCUA
This is a messenger RNA of Triticum dicoccoides, 2218 nucleotides long. RefSeq names its product glycerol uptake protein 1-like. The transcript has 19 exons. The coding region runs from base 168 to 1775 and encodes 535 amino acids. The record is from RefSeq and is a predicted model, not a curated record. Gene Ontology annotation, molecular function: acyltransferase activity. Lineage: Eukaryota; Viridiplantae; Streptophyta; Magnoliopsida; Poales; Poaceae. Gene Ontology annotation, cellular component: endoplasmic reticulum.